CUUGGCACCAGCGCCGUCGCAGUGGAAGGAGACCAUUUACACCGUGAGUGGCUCCGUCUUAUGUCCGGACCAGCCAAGCACGUACCUUGAGACCCUCGAAUGGAUCAUUGGCACCGACGCGUAUCAAGACGGCUGUGAUGUCCCGUAUUCUUCAGCGAUGGCCUUUGUACCGCCGCGCGACCACAUUCUGUUUGCCGUAACUCUGAGCAACAUUGGUGCGACGACCAAUGUCACGUCGAUUUGUCUUCUCGAUAGCCAUAGCGACGGAACACAUUGCGAGGCCAAAAUUCGCGCGGGGCAGGCCUUUCUCCCCUACCUUUCGACACUGCCCAACUGGCGUCCAUCUCUCUACGCGGCUAUUGACAAGCUCCGGAUUGAGUGGGUUCAGUUCGGUCGGGUCAACAAGACAGCACCCAUUGAGCUCUUCCACUUGCCGGUUCUUGAUCUAUCGGACCCGAGUUUUCACUUUUUUGCAUGGCUCUUCGUAUAUGAUUGGGCGAUGGGCAACCGCGAAGUCAUCUCGUUCCAAGGUGAUCUAAAUACCCUAACCGCCAUGGGCAACGACAUCACACGACUGGAGCAAACCGUCGACGUGGCGCAACUGCCAACUAUCUUUGCUUUCUAUGCACUCCAAGCCAUCCGAUAUGUCACCUUCGUCAUGAUCAUGCUCGCAGCCGUCACGUUUGUGUACAUUUUACUAUCUCGAGGUUACGUCGAGGGUCUCAACAUGUUUGAAAUGAGUCGCGUCGGCGGCAUCGUCUGGGUCGGUCGACCAUUGGUCGUGGUUCGGAGUAUCACGGCUCUCUGUCUUCUCUCGACUGCCUCGAUUGAGCUCCAAACUGACGGUGUCUUCAGCUACUUUGUCACGACGCCCGUUCCGCUCUGGACGACGUGUCUCGCAGCGAAUGAAGUCACGUGGCUUGUCGGUAUCGUCAACGACAUCUCGCUCGUCUGGACGCAAGACCACACGAUCGCGUACGCUACCAUCAACAGUCUGCUCAUGUGGCUCAUCUCGGCGCUGCUGGCGACACUGGCGCCGGUCCAGGCCACCAUCACAGUAUCUCCAACUUGUGAGAUUGCUACAUUGGACUACCAAGUGGUGUGUGUGGCAGGCAGUGUCGUGAUUGGAUCACUACAACGACUUCUGACGCUGGUGGGGAUCGUGCUAGUCUGCAACGGCGUCUGCUUUGGUCUGGUGCGCUGUCUCUGGAAGCGCGGGCUCCCUCGUGUGAGCUCGUCGAUGCUGCUCUGUGGUGGGGCGAAGUACCUCUUUGAGCACGACGACUGGAUCCUUGGUGACGUCUACCAUCUCGACCGCGCGUCGGCGGUUCUGAAUGGGCUCUUGAGCGUUCGGUAUCAAAAUCAGUGGGUUAUAUUUGACGUCAAGACGUGGUGCGUUCGCAAGGUUCAGGUCGCGAGCGACCUCCGCGUACGCACGUUCGAAGAUAUUGUCCUCGUCGAUCGUCGCUUUGGACGGACUCUUCCGCUGGGAGAAUGAGGGAGCCUGCUUUAACUACUGUACUUCUUUAUAUACGAGUAUAUGUUUGCA
This is a messenger RNA of Saprolegnia diclina VS20, 1549 nucleotides long. RefSeq lists its product as hypothetical. The transcript has a single exon. NCBI's taxonomy places the organism in Eukaryota, Oomycota, Saprolegniomycetes, Saprolegniales, Saprolegniaceae. The record is from RefSeq and is a predicted model, not a curated record. Bases 158 to 1498 code for a protein of 446 amino acids.